GCCCAUGUCCCCUUCACCCCACAAGUAAAAUAAAAGUACAUUUUUAUUGCACUCAAUAAGGCCUAUCAAACCAAGUAAUUUAUACGCCAUCAGCCAUACUGCUGACGUCAUAGUAGAAUAAUUGAUCUUGCAAAACUAAAACCAAUAUUCGACUCUAUAGGCUCGCAAAAAAGUGUAUACUCUUUCGUAUUUCUUAACCAAAAGUAUAAUCAUUACGCGUCAGACAACACAAAUUGCAACUAUCUCUUUUAUGCGUGUUUUUUUAUCCCGUAAGCUGAAGUGAGAUAAAGAUAACAUUCCCUCGCAUACUCGAGCGCUGACGGAUAUUUGGGGUCAUAGAACGUGUUUAAAUUUCGAAACUAGUUCCGUCCAAUACGAUGCCUUUGAAUUCAGAACGCCGCUAUUGGUUAGGGUGGCCUGUACUAAAAACGCGCGCAUCAUCGAAAAAUCGAUAAAACUGUCGUGUUUUUCUUAGACGGUGCGGUCAAAUCAUCGUAUUGUUUGAGUUUCCUGUGAGUUUAGUGGUACGGGGUGUCGGAGCGGCUUGAUAGGCGCUUUAUGUUAUUCGUGCAGCUAUUUUGUGAGGCAACAUGUCGGACAGAACGUUCAUGUAGUUUUAAUUUCAUUUAAACACGAUUCCUUUAAGAUAAGUGUGUUGUGGAUGUGCCCAUAGCUGCCAAACAGCAAUGAUGCAGCAACAAAUAUGCCAGCCGGACCAAAUGGGCCAACCACAACAACAGCAGCAGGUGAUGCUGUGCCCAGUCCGAUUGAUCUACGAAACGCAGAUCCUAGUCCAGCCAGGCGAACAGAUCCAACCGAAUCAAACGCUCUUCAUAAAUCCACAAAACCCACCGCCAUGGAUACAGAACCAGGUCCGGCCCCAAAACCAGGUCAUAUACAUGCAGCAGAUGCCAAGCAACAUGAUGCCUUCCGUCCCUCAGCACAUGGACCAAAAUCAGAUGUACCUGCAGAACCUGCAGGGCUACUACCCACAGCAGAUGAUACAGAUGGACCCCAGGCAAAUGUCCAAUGUAGUCCAAAUGAUGCCAAAUAUCGGACAGAUUACUGGACAAAACGUUAAUAUAGGUCAAAAUGUAAUAAACGUAGGCCAAAACGUUAGUAACAUUGCUCCAAAUGUAAUAAAUACAGGACAAAAUGUAAUGCCAAUAGGUAAUGUUGUACAAAAUGUACAGAAACCUGCUAAUGUCGGUGUUAAUAUUGCUCAAAACCAAAAUAUGGCAAGUAUAGUUAGCAAUGAUAGGGUUUACAAUAGUAACAUGCCGAAUACAAUGCCAAUGGCAAACCAAAAUACAAUGACUAAUGCUACCCAAAUACAAGAUCGGACAGGUAAUAUGAAUCAGAAUUUAGUAAAUAUGCAGAAAGUCGCAGAAUUGCAAGGGAUGAGACAACAAAAUGUGAGACAACCACAAGUCACAGUGUCUCCGAUGCAAAAUGUAAAAUAUGCUCCAAACACUGUUGAUUUUAGACAAAUUGCUCCACAAAAUGUUGGUGAUAUCAGAACAGUAAACAGUCCAAGACCAAUGACUAUUACUAGCAACAUACCAAAUAAUGUUAUGCAAGCUAAUGCAUUAAAUAAAAAAGUUCCUUUACCAAGCAAACCAAAUCCUCCUGUCAUGACAAAUCCAGUCAGGCAUUACAAUCAGACUUACUAUAGACACAUACAACCUAAACCAAUGAGUGUAACGCCAAUGCAAAAUCAGUACAUGCCGAGCGGUACCCAGACUAUAACUGGACCUAGGCCAAAUCAAAGUCUUAACGAAAUAAAUAGGAAAAGAAAGAGCGAAUCACCCGAUGACACUAAAAGGAAAAUACCUAAUAAUCAGGCUGUAAGCAUAGAAACCGCUAAUGGUACAACUAUUAGCUACAUACCCACCCCAGUUAGAGACUUUAAGCUAGUGUCAAGGAAUGUCGAGACUGCAUCUACCGGAACACAAGCCAAUAUCGCUAAGGAAAAGCCUCAAGUUGUUGAUAUGAAAGUCAUACCACCGACUAAAGAUAAUGCUCAAAUCGAGAGCGAUAAGUUAGUUAGAAACACAGUUUUUACUCAAGCAGCUCAAGCCCUGAAUCGACCUCUAUUAAGAACUGAACCUCUACCGGUGCAACCGGACGUCGUGAUACGUAUAGAAAAAUUGCAUUCUCCAACAAAAAUUACACCUACGGAACCCAUGAAAUUUGUCACAUCAGAGGGAAACACGGAACCAGUAAAGCCAGAAACAUCAAAACCGAAUACAGAAAUAGUGAAAAUAGAAACAGCGAAAUCAAAUGCAGAAUUACCGAAAAUGGCAACAUCGAGACCUAAUAUAGAAUUAUUAAAACUAGAACCAACGGCACCAGUUAAAGAACCAUUAGUAAUAGAUACAUCAGCACCAAAUUCUAUACCUUUUGUAUUAAGUGCAUCAAUAAAUGAACAAAAACCGAAUACAAACAAGUCACCACUACUAAGUAAACCAGAAAUUUUAUUGAAAAUAGAAUCAAGAGCAAGUGCAGAAUCUUUAGCUACAAGUAAAACGCCAGAACCUAAAACGCCAAAACGAAGCACAGAAACACCGAAAAUAGAAACAAUCACAAAGCCAGAACAACAAACAGGAACACCUAAAAUAGAAACAGUUACAAAGCGGAAAGAAGUUAUAAAACCUGGUAAAGUUAAAAAAGAAGAAACUCUCAAAUCAAAAACAAAUAUUAAAGAAGAAAAAAUGGAAGCAACAAAAUCAGAAGUAGAAACAAAAAGUGCUAAAGUAGAAGCUAAAGAGGUUAAAGAAGUUAAUAGAAAAUUCACAGUUACUUCAAUAAACGAUUUUAAAGGAAGCGAACUGCAGAUAGCCAAUGGUAGUGUGCGGAAAGAAGAUACUGAUCAUUACAUAUUAACGCAUGUUUUGGAUGGAUAUGUUAUACAAGAGUCUAAUACAGCUUUCCCUAUCCGCAAACCGCUAAAAGAGAAAAUAAUUUACCAAAACUCAGAUCUAUCGUUAGAGCCAAAGAGAGAAGAAACGUAUAAGCACAGAACAGAAGAUGGGAAGCUUAUAAAAGAUAAUAGUAAAAUACUGAGCAUUUCCGAUUUAAACCUGAAUGAAGAUGAGGCGAUAGAAAGUGAGGCUGACACUGUGAAAAGUAAAGAGGAAGCGGAAAAUAGUGAAGAUGCUAAAACUAAAAGUGAAGAAAAAUGCGACGAAGAUUCGGAUCAACCUUUCGCGACUCUAAUGCCAUCUACGAUCAAGUCUUGGACGGUCGAUCAGCUGGCGUCCCACCUGUCAAAAUACAACUGGGCGGAGACAAUCUCAGUGUUGUCAGAGCACGAGAUUGACGGAGAAUCCUUGUUUUUGGUGAACAAGCAACAGCUGGUGCAGAUCGGGGUCAGUGAAACGCACGCUGAUGUUAUAUGCGAGUUUAUAAAGAAUAGUUAAAUUAUAGAAAGUGUAUAUAAUAUAGCUAUAGUGAGAUAUUGUAUUAUCUAUGACUGUGCGUAAAUGCGUGCGAAACAAGCGACAAGUCAGUUGUGAACUUUUAUGGGAUCUUCAUAGGUACUAUUUGACAGCUGUCAAGUGACAGAUAAAUAAUGUGUCCCAUACCCGCCAGGGCGGCGCCACAGUUGUGCACGGAGCGAAUAUAAUCCAAUCAUGAACGUAUAUUUUCGAUUUAAGGAAGAAAUUAAUAAAAAUUACUCGGAGCUCGCGUGCAGGCAAGGUUGUGUGUUGUUGCGGUUCGCAAAAAAGUAUUUUUCGUGGAAAUAAUCCACUGGUUCAGAGUGAUCUUAAGUGUAAUUUGAAAGUGCAACCCUGCAAUGGACUAUGGGUAAGUAGAUAGAGAGAAAAAAUAUAACGUUAGGUAUUAUUAAUCUUGAUUUAUACAGGGUGUAUUAACCCUGUCCAUCCAGUUAUUAAAAUGGUAUACGGUAUGUACAUACUUUAGUACCUAUAUGUUAAAACAUCCUAAGAUUCCUAAGUAAUUGUUGUGCCAGUAGAGAAACUGAUAAAACUAAUAAGAUUUUUGUGUCUAAAUAUAUACUACAAUCAGUUUUUUCAAUUGAUGUAUAAUUGUUGUGACUGAGUAGCUGAAGCAAGCAUUGCCAAGGUGAUUAAAUGUGACCCAAAUCAAAUAGUGAAUUGAUCUGCUAUUUUUAACCUAUUUUUGCAUCGCAUGUAAAUAUUACCUACGCCUACCCCUUAUUCAUAAAACUUCACAAGCUGCAAUGAGGGCUACCGUUUUUGUGCUCACCAGUUGGCGCCACUGUAGAUGUAGGUCCAGAAAAACAGAUCUCAAAAUUCUUCUAUGCUUAUUUUUAUAAAAUCAAUACGUUCUAAUAUACACAAAGGUAUUUUAACGUCUAAAUGUGCCAUUUUUUUAACCUGUUUAAUUUUGCAUAUAAUUUAGUUGGCACUUUUUUAAACUACUAAAAUUUAUUGAGCUAUAUCUAUUGUUUACUAUGAUUAAUCAAAGAUGGACAAAUACCGUCAGAGGCAAAAAAUUAUUUUUAACAGAUUUAACUAUUUAAACAUCGGGAUUUAGAAUCGAAUUUUGACUCUUUGCUGAUUCGAUAUCGAGUGGAUGAGAACUUGAGAAGCGAGGUAGGCGAGGUGUUAUAAAAAAAGAUUCUAUUUGUUAUGAAAACAAAAAACUGGCCUUAAUAUUUUGCUCAUCUUGUAAUGUCUGUCGUUUUAUUUAUAAUUUACAUAACUAACUAGUUAUAAGUAUCUAAAGUCUAUUUUUUAUAUUCUUGUGGUUUAAAGACUUGAUUCCUAUUGGACUGUUACCGUUACAGUGACAUUAGUGACCUAUUUUAAAAGCUGUAUUUUAAAAAUUACUUUAUACCUAGCUCUAAUUUAGAAAAUAAAACAUUUUGGGUUCGUUUCUAAGAUCCACGAAAGUAAUCCAAUUUGUAUGUGAGCUCUAUUGACAUGACCGCAACGAAUAAUAUUGCUGACUUUACAUCUAUAGUUUGUCAAGCAAAGCUUGUCAGUAGAAAAAGGCGGCAAAUUUAAAAAAUGUAGGCGAGAUCGGUUAUCGUCCGUCAAAAAAUUUGAAUUUCGCGCCUUUUUCUACUGACAAGAUUUACUUGACCAACUAUAAUUUAUAAAUGUCACUUUUGGCAAUGGCAAUUGUCAAUAAUAGUCAAUAAGUAAGUCGCUUAACUUCAAACUUGGGUAAAUCCAACUGCCAGAUUUUUAGAUUUUGGUAUUAAGAAAAGGUAAUAGGGUAGAUAGUAGAUAGGUACUUAUUUCCUAUGAGGGUCGAAUGGAUUUACCCGAAUUUGAAGUGAAGCGAUACAAGUAUAAGCACGUCUCAUAAAUUUAAUCUUCUAAGUUUUUCAUAUGAGCAAAUUCUAUACAGUAAAAAAUGUCAAGAGUGGAUAAAAUAAAACGUCAAUUGAUAUACCUAUUUUUGUCACUUAACUUCAAACUUGGAUGAAUCCAUUCGACCCUCUCAGCAAAUAUCUACCCUUACCUUUUCUUAAUACCAAAAUUGCAUAAUUGACAGAUGGAUCUACCAGAGUUUAAAGUUAAGCGACUCAUUUGUGUAUUUAGUGUAUUUUUAUAAUCUAAAAUACACUUUUAAGUUAUAAUGCGUGUUGAAAUAACAAAUCUCACAUUUAAACUGUCGGUGACAAGAAAAUAUGACAGUAUGUCAAUAAUAUGUCUGCAUCGAAUGAUAUUACAUAAAUCAGAAAUUUGGGGGUCUACUGGAAAAAUCUACAAGUUACAAUUUUACAAUUGAAAAUUGGCAACACUGGUGUCAUUGCCUCUUGUCAUUGGUCAAGUACAUUUAUCAAUGUUGCCGGUUGUAACUUGUAAUAUUACAAAACAGGGCCUAGGUCAGAAGAAGAUCCUACAAUGAACGAAAAAAGUAUUUGUAUUUAAUAUAAAAAAAAUUGUAAAUAAGAAAUUUUAUACGUGAGACGAAGGGAUAAGGCUGCAA
This is a messenger RNA of Cydia strobilella, 5931 nucleotides long. RefSeq lists its product as uncharacterized. The transcript has 7 exons. Lineage: Eukaryota; Metazoa; Arthropoda; Insecta; Lepidoptera; Tortricidae. The coding region runs from base 687 to 3422 and encodes 911 amino acids. The record is from RefSeq and is a predicted model, not a curated record.